AUGACAGAUACAGAUACUGCUAAUGCAGGGGACCAAUACGAGUUAACUUAUAAGGUUGGUGUGGCAGAGAACAAAAAUUUCAAGUUCAGGAAAACUAUGGAAGAUGUUCACACAUAUGUAGAAAAUUUUGCAAGUAGAUUAGAUUGGGGAUAUUUUGCCAUAUUUGAUGGUCAUGCAGGCUCACAAGCAUCUAAAUGGUGUGGGUCAAAUUUACAUUCAAUUAUUGAAUCGGAAAUGAUAAAAGGAAAAGAUGAAAGUGGGGAAGAAUCUAGUAAGAAUACUAAUACUGACAAUGUUCGUGUUAUUUUGAAUAGAAGUUUUAUGAAGGCCGAUAAACAUAUUUGCGAAUCUUUGCCCGGAAAUAGUGGGUGUACUGCUGCUGUAUGUGUAUUAAGGUGGGAGAUACCGAAAAGCAAUGAUACCAAGACUGAUAAUACCAAUGCUAGCACGUUGAGCAACAAUACUUUGUACCAACAUAAAAGAAUGUUGUACACUGCCAAUGUAGGUGAUACAAGAAUAGUAUUGUUUAGAAAUGGCAAAGCUAUAAGACUAACCUACGACCACAAAGCUAGUGAUUACUAUGAAAUGAAGAGAGUGGAACAGGCGGGUGGUUUAAUAAUGAAAAGCAGAGUUAAUGGAAUGCUAGCAGUCACACGUUCUUUGGGCGAUAAAUUCUUUGAUAGCUUAGUUAUUGGUCAACCUUUUACUACGAGUGUUGAAUUGACCAGUAAAGAUCAGUUUUUAAUCAUAGCAUGUGAUGGAUUAUGGGAUAUUAUUAGUGACCAAAAAGCCUGUGAGUUAAUUAAAAAUAUCAAAGCUGAUAAUGCUGACUUAGCCGCUAACACAUUGGUAAAAUAUGCUUUAGCUAAUGGAACUACUGAUAAUAUCACUGUAAUGUGCGUUUAUUUCAGCACGUAUGAUGCAGAUGAUUGA
Saccharomycodes ludwigii is the source of this 933-nucleotide messenger RNA. It is a transcript of the gene PTC1, whose product is annotated as type 2C protein phosphatase PTC1. The coding region runs from base 1 to 933 and encodes 310 amino acids. Lineage: Eukaryota; Fungi; Ascomycota; Saccharomycetes; Saccharomycodales; Saccharomycodaceae. Gene Ontology annotation, biological process: protein dephosphorylation. Gene Ontology annotation, molecular function: protein serine/threonine phosphatase activity; cation binding. The record is from RefSeq and is a predicted model, not a curated record. The transcript has a single exon.